Glarea lozoyensis ATCC 20868 is the source of this 924-nucleotide messenger RNA. RefSeq lists its product as uncharacterized. The record is from RefSeq and is a predicted model, not a curated record. Gene Ontology annotation, molecular function: high-affinity secondary active nitrite transmembrane transporter activity. Gene Ontology annotation, cellular component: membrane. Bases 1 to 924 code for a protein of 307 amino acids. Lineage: Eukaryota; Fungi; Ascomycota; Leotiomycetes; Helotiales; Helotiaceae. The transcript has a single exon. Gene Ontology annotation, biological process: nitrite transport; transmembrane transport.
AUGGACGGCCACAAAGUAGACUCUCACAACCCGCCCGAAACAGUUCAUUUGAUCGUCCAAGCUGGCGUCGCCAAAGCAAAAUUACCAUGGCUCGACCUCACAGUUAAAUCCUUCUUCGGCGGCUUCUUCAUCGCCCUAGGCGGUCUGAUAGACCUCGUCGUCGCCGGCGGCUCCCCCAGUCUCCGCGCCUCAAACCCAGCUCUCGCAACCGUGAUCGCGGGAUUCUUCUUCCCAACCGGCUUCGUCCUGAUUCUCUUAACCAACAUGGAACUCGCAACAUCCAAUUUCUUUACCAUGACGGCAUCGACGCUGGCGCGAAAGACUACGCUGUACGAUUUGGCGAAGAACUGGAUCGUUAGUUAUAUCUUCAAUGUUGCUGGCGCGCUGUUCUUCGCGGGCAUUCUGGCUUGGUGGUCGGAUGCUCUCAAUACGGAUGCUCAGACUGCGUGGGCGGUUUCGCAGGCGGAGCCGAGGGUUAAUGUGACUUGGGGAUAUAACUUCACACGCGGUAUCGGUUGCAAUCUUCUCGUCGCGCUGGCAAUGUACCUAGCAACCUCGGGCCGUGACAAUACAUCGAAGAUAUACGGGAUAUACAUUCCGAUCUGGGCGUUUGUGAUUCUCGGAUACCAGCACAGUAUUGCGAACUACAUGAAUGUGCCGCUGGGGAUGUUCUAUGGGACAAAUUUCGGCGUGGGGAAGUUCAUCUGGGCGAGUUGUAUUCCGGUGACGUUGGGGAAUAUUGUUGGAGGUGCUGUGCUGGUUGGUCUGCCGUUGUGGAUUUUGUAUGGAAGAGGGCCUGAGAUUGUGAAUGAAGCUGGAAUGAGCGGGACGAAGCCUGGUGAGGAUAAGGAGGAGAUGGGUAGAAACGCGGGCGCCAAUGGUCAUAUAUCAGGUGGUAGACAUCGUGGAGCGGAUGCAGUUUGA